Ochotona curzoniae (black-lipped pika) is the source of this 1119-nucleotide messenger RNA. It is a transcript of the gene PABPC4L, whose product is annotated as poly(A) binding protein cytoplasmic 4 like. The transcript has a single exon. Gene Ontology annotation, cellular component: ribonucleoprotein complex. The record is from RefSeq and is a predicted model, not a curated record. Gene Ontology annotation, molecular function: RNA binding. Lineage: Eukaryota; Metazoa; Chordata; Mammalia; Lagomorpha; Ochotonidae. Bases 4 to 1119 code for a protein of 371 amino acids.
AAGAUGAUGAACGUGGCAGCUAAGUACCGCAUGGCCUCCCUCUAUGUGGGCGACCUCCAUCCAGACGUCACGGAGGAUCUGCUGUUCAAGAAGUUCAGCGCUGUGGGACCCGUGCUGUCCAUCCGCGUCUGCAGGGACCUGCUGACCCGUCGCUCCCUGGGCUAUGCCUAUGUGAACUUCCUGCAGCUGGCUGAUGCACAGAAGGCCCUGGACACAAUGAAUUUCGAUAUAGUGAAAGGUAGGGCCAUCCGCCUCAUGUGGUCCCAACGCGAUGCCUACCUAAGGAAAUCUGGAAUUGGGAAUGUCUUCAUCAAGAACCUCGACAAAUCCAUUGAUAACAAAACCCUGUAUGAGUGUUUUUCAGCGUUUGGGAAGAUCCUGUCUUCCAAGGUGAUGAGCGAUGAUCAAGGCUCCAAGGGCUAUGCGUUCGUGCACUUUCAGAACCAGAUGGCCGCAGACAGGGCCAUCGAGGAGAUGAACGGCAAGUUCCUCAAGGACUGCAAGGUGUUUGUGGGCAGAUUCAAAAACCGCAGAGACAGGGAGGCUGAGCUCCGAAACAACGCCAGUGAGUUCACCAACGUGUACAUCAAAAACUUCGGGGACGAUAUGGACGACGAGAGGCUGAGGGACAUUUUCAGUAAAUAUGGCAGGAUCGUGAGUGUUAAGGUGAUGACCAAUCCCUAUGGGAAAUCCAGAGGGUUUGGCUUUGUGAGCUUUGACAGCCACGAGGCUGCCAAAAGGGCCGUGGAAGAGAUGAAUGGGGAGGACAUCAACGGGCAGCCCCUCUUCGUAGGUCGGGCACAGAAGAAAGUAGAGCGGCAGGCUGAGUUAAAACAAAUGUUUGAACAAUUGAAGAAGGAAAGGAUUCGCGGGCGCCAGGCAGCAAAACUCUACAUUAAGAAUCUCGAUGGCAGCAUCGACGAUGAAAAGCUGCGGAAGGAGUUUGCCUGCUUUGGGUCCGUUAGCAGAGUGAAGGUGAUGCAAGAAGAAGGACUGAGCAAAGGCUUCGGCUUGGUCUGCUUCUCCUCUGCGGAGGAGGCCAGCCGAGCCAUGGCCGAGAUGAAUGGCCGAAUCUUGGGCUCCAAACCUCUCAACAUCGCCUUGGCCCAGGGGUACUAG